Molecule: messenger RNA, 1854 nt
Organism: Entrophospora sp. SA101
Lineage: Eukaryota; Fungi; Glomeromycota; Glomeromycetes; Entrophosporales; Entrophosporaceae
Source: the annotation of a GenBank genome assembly
AUGAAUGUUGAUAAACUUUUUAAAAUUCCAUCAAAUUCCAUUCCAAGUGGAAAAAACAAAAGAAAAUUAACUGCAAAUCCUGACAUAGAAGUCUUGAAAGCAGUAAGAAAUCAAACUGGACAAGAAGAAGAAGAAGAUCUUGCACAUACUGGUAAAUUAUCUUCGAAAGGUAAAGGAAAAAUGGUUCAAAUUUUGGAUGAAGUAGAAGAAAGAGAAUAUUAUAUUGAUGAAGACGAGGAUGCAUAUCUGGAAGAGGAGGAAGAGGGAGGAAGAUUUUUUGGUGGUGGAUUAACUGACGAACAAAAAAAAAUUUUAGAAAUGGUAGAUCAAGUUGAGGUUAACGAGCCAGAAAAUUUAAAUUUAUCUAAUGUUCGUAAAAUGAUUAUAAAAUUUGAGAAGGUGAUUACAAAAAAUCAAGAACUUCGGGUUAAAUUUGCUGAUGAUCCUACAAAAUUUUUGGAUUCAGAAACUGAUCUUCACGAAGAGAUCAAAAAUUUAUUGAGACUUUCAGAAUCACCAGAACUUUAUCCUCAAGUGGUUAAAUUAGGCACAAUAACACUACUUGCCUCACUUUUAAGUCAUGAAAAUACUGAUAUAGUAAUAGACGUAGUGGAAUUGUUGAAUGAAUUAACAGAUGAUGAUAUCGUAUCAGAAGAUAAUGAAGAGUCUAUGAAAGUUUUUAUCGACGCAUUGGUUGAAAAUCAAGUUCCAGAAUUGUUGGUACAAAAUCUUGCUAGAUUCGAUGAAAAUGAGCAAACUGAAAAACAAGGAGUUUUCAAUACGCUUGGUGUUGUUGAAAACCUCACUUCAUUGGAUCCGACCUAUUCUGAAAAAAUUGUGAAUGGUACUAAUUUACUGCAAUGGUUACUUACCAGAGUCAAGGUCAAAGGAUUUGAUUCCAAUAAACAGUAUGCUAGCGAAAUCUUGGCUAUAUUAUUACAGAAUAGUCGAGCUAACAGAAUAAAAAUGGGAGAGUUAGGAGGUGUUGAUGUACUUCUUCGAGCACUUAAUACAUAUAAACGUAAAGAUCCCAGGGAUGCUGAUGAGACUGAGAUGAUGGAAAAUUUCUUUGAUAUAUUAUGUUUAUCAUUAUCAGAGCUUGAAAUCAAACAAAAAUUCUUGGAAGGUGAAGGCGUAGAAUUAAUGUUAAUUAUGAUGAGAGAAAAAAUGAUGUCUCGUACUCGUGCUGUAAAAGUUUUGGAUCAUGCAUUAUCAACACCUGAAGGUCUGGCCAACUGUGAAAAAUUUGUUGAAAUAUUUGGCUUAAAAACAUUAUUUGCUUCGUUUAUGGGCAAGGGAAAUAAAAAACUUAAAAAAAGCUAUAAAGGAUUUUCAGAAAUCGAGGAAGAAGAACAUAUUAUUGGAAUUAUUGUUUCAUUAUUUAAAAAUCUACCAGAGAAUAGCGAACAUAGAUUAAGAUUGGUUAAUAAGUUUAUAGAGAAUGAUUAUGAGAAGGUUGAAAAGUUGUUGGAAUUAAAAAAAAGUUAUGAAUCAAAGGUGAAAGUUGUUGAUGAGCAAAUAGAGGAAGAAAAAAAUAAAUUAGCAGAUGAUGAUGAAAGUGAUGAGAUUGACGAGGAAGAAUUUUAUUUAAAAAGAUUAGAAGGAGGAUUAUUUACGCUACAAUCAAUCGAUCAAAUUAUUACAUGGAUUAGUAAAGACGAACCUAAAACAUUGGAAAAUUAUACAUUUCCAACAUCCUAUUUAUUAAAAAAAUCUGAUAGUGAAAAUGAUUAUUUUUCUCUUUCAUUCGAUCAGAUCAAAGAACACAUUGAAACUCUUUCGAAUCAAACUGGUCGUAAUAUAAUUGAUGCAAACGACGUUGAAACUGUUUUAGAAGAACAACCAAAUAAUUAA